CAAAGCAGUCCUUGCAAGAUGUGCCACUUCUCAGGACUCCGGACUCCGGACAGACCGGAACGAUUACUCAGAGCGGCUCUGGCCGUUUGUUAUCACUGCCACGAGUGUCAGUCUGCGACGCCGAGAGAAAUCACUUUGCUUGUAAGUGGGCUUUGCGGCUUGGCGCAGGAAUCCCGGGACAUGGCGGUGACCCAGUCGGUUGUCCACUGGCUCCAAGGGGCGGAGGACCUGGGCGAGGAGCUCGCCCGCCGGAGCCGCCCAGUCCUGCCCUCCGUGGCCCGCCUCUGCCUGGUGGCCACCUUCUUCGAGGACGCCCUGCGCCUGUGGUUCCAGUGGGCGGAGCAGCUGGCCCUCCUGCAGGACCACCACCAGUGCUCCACCGCCCUUGCGGUGGCCAUGGUCCUGCUCAGCCUGGUGGGGCAGCUGGCGGGCUGUGCCCUGGUCCUGCUGCACCUCUACACUAAUUUUGCGGUCACCCUGCUGGCCAGCCUGGUGCUGCUUCAGGCUCACAUAUACGAAGUUCCGCUGGAGCUGCAUUUGCUGCUCCGGACCAUCUCCCUACUUGGGGGCUUACUGCUCCUCCAUGUGGAAGAUAAGGAGGCCACGGCUUGCCGGAUCUACAGAACCAGUGCUGGACUGCCCUUCCUUGAGAGCCGGCGAUCCCAGCACCUGAUGCAGCUCACCGGAAGGGUUCUGCUGGCCCUGAUGUAUUUGACCCUGUUCCAGCAGUACUUCACCAUGGCAGCCAUGGCUUUAAACUGCUUCGGCCUAGUCCUGAUGGCUUUCAUCGUGAUGGGCUAUCGCACCCGUCUGGCUGCUCUGUGCCUUUCCCUGAUUUUGACAGUGUGGAAUGUGGCCACAAACGCCUGGUGGUCAGCCGAUGAGGACACCAUGGACCUGCUCAAGUACAAUUACUUUCAUACACUGUCGGUUGUGGGUGGCCUACUCUUGGUGGUGGUCCUCGGUCCAGGAAAUGUGUCGGUCGAGCAGUACAAAAAACGCUGGUAGCCCUUUGUGAAGUAAAGUAAUUUAAUAAUAAUAAAUACUAAUAAAUACAUCCAAACAUCGAAAAUUUA
Drosophila ficusphila is the source of this 1076-nucleotide messenger RNA. RefSeq names its product surfeit locus protein 4 homolog. NCBI's taxonomy places the organism in Eukaryota, Metazoa, Arthropoda, Insecta, Diptera, Drosophilidae. Gene Ontology annotation, biological process: Golgi organization. The record is from RefSeq and is a predicted model, not a curated record. Gene Ontology annotation, cellular component: membrane; endoplasmic reticulum; endoplasmic reticulum-Golgi intermediate compartment. The coding region runs from base 19 to 1008 and encodes 329 amino acids. The transcript has 2 exons.